GUGCGAGCACGAGCACGAGCAGUGCUAAUGCAGCAGCUAAUCACAGCUGAUGAGCAGCAGGUGUUGAAAAUCACCACAGCGGACACGGAGUCUCUCUUAACACCGACAGAUUUGUACUUUAAAUCGAGAUAUUUCGAUAUUUUAUAAUGAAAAAAAUGACGCCAAAAAGUUUGGAGCUGAGUUUUCUCCUCGUGCUUUUGCUCGGCUUCCUGUACCACAGUGUGGCAGGUGUAGGACUCUGCAGCGUCAAACACUGCACCGACCGCUCACGGUGCGUCCUGUCCAAGGACCACAGACGCUGCAAAUGUAUAGUGGGAUAUUAUGGAGAUUAUUGUGAGAAAGACGGUCAGAUCACAGUGAUGUGUGGCAGCAACUACAUUGCCAUCAGAGCCGUUCAAGAUUUCUUCCAGUACUUCAACGUGCCACUGGAGGCUCUGCACCUGCCUAACCAGACCUGCCGAGCUGAGAUAGAAGUUAUUGACAACGUCACCUACUACAUGUCCAGCGUCUCCAAGGAGAAGUAUCUGGCCUGUGGAGGCAAGCCGCUAGAGACAAACUUCACUCACAUCACCUACGCCCUGACCCUGAUGUCAGACCCUCAGGUGAGCGGGAACAUCGUCCGAGAUCCUGUCAUCAAGAUCAACUACACCUGUGUGUUUCCCUACAUCAGGAGCGUCAGCCUGCCGUUCCCCAUUGUACCAUUCUCCAGUGAGAUGGUGGUACGAGUAGAUGAACUCGACGCCACCAUUCAGAUGCUGCUGUACACCGACCACACCUACACCAAGGCCUUCACCAGCGCCCCCACCAUUGAACUACGAGACAAUGUGUUUGUGGAGGUGGCCGUGACGGAGCCGGCAGGUUUCUUCCUGCUGCGGGUGAACGAGUGCUGGGCCACACAGAGCCCACAGCCCAACUCCACUGAAGGACUGGUCCACACACUGCUUCAGAACGGCUGUGUGAACGACCCAACCGUCUCCUUCAUCAACGGGAGCUACGGAGAGGCCGGACGGAACGGGGAGACCUCCACCGUGCGCUACAGCUUCAGCAUGUUUCGCUUCACCACCGAGCCAAACAGUCUGUAUCUCCACUGCACGGUGCAGCUGUGUGAGCCCGACGACGCCGUGUCCUGUACUCCAAUCUGUAAGUCGGUGAGUAAGAGGGAAGCAGUGAAAGCAGACCCCAGCCAAGGUCUCCUGUCAUAUGGACCCAUCAAGAUCGAGGUUCCACACAGACCUCGUGCCAGUCUGCUGACUACAGUGGUGCUGUCUGUAGCAGCUGUCUGGAUCGUAGGCUUCUUCCUCGUCAUCCUCGUCACUGUGACGAAGGAAGGUCAGAGGAGGCUGUCCCAAAGCCAGGAGCACUGACCCCCCAAAAAUGAUGCAGAUUUUGUAGACGGAAUAAAAAAAAAAGAAACAGAGAAAGAGAUGUGUUCUUGAAUUGAUCUCCUUGUUAAAAAUAUAAAUAAUAAUAAAAAAGAUAUUGUAUGUUUUAAAAACAAAAGAAGAAAAAAAGACAUUUUACUUAAAAAAAAAA
Cynoglossus semilaevis (tongue sole) is the source of this 1533-nucleotide messenger RNA. It is a transcript of the gene zpd, whose product is annotated as zona pellucida glycoprotein d. Bases 147 to 1364 code for a protein of 405 amino acids. The transcript is spliced from 10 exons. Lineage: Eukaryota; Metazoa; Chordata; Actinopteri; Pleuronectiformes; Cynoglossidae. The record is from RefSeq and is a predicted model, not a curated record.